GCCGAGCCAUCCGCUUCCGGGUCAGGCUGCGCUGCCUGCUCUUCGUGACUACUGUAGGUGCCGCGCUGUCGGCGUUCGCUGCUCCAGGAGAAGCCCGAGCCGCGAUACCGCCGGGCUUAGCGCUGCGCUGCUCCGAACCGCGCCGAAAGAGGAGAGCCGGAGCGGGGUCGCGCCUCGGGCCUCCGCUGCGGUCCCUGGCAGGCGGGAGCGGGCGCUGCGGGGCCUGCGGCGGAGCGCGAUACCCCUCCCCGGCCGCCCUGUCCACCUUGCCGGGGAAGGCGGAAGAUGCCAGUGAAGAAGAAGAGAAAAGCUCCCGGAGUGGCAGCGGCGGUCGCGGAAGACGCGGGCCUCAAAAAGUGUAAAAUCUCCAGCUAUUGCAGAUCCCAGCCUCCAGCUAGACUCAUCAGUGGAGAGGAAGAUUUUUCAAGAAAGAAGUGCCUGGCUUGGUUUUAUGAGUAUGCAGGUCCUGAUGAAGUUGUAGGACCAGAAGGAAUGGAAAAAUUUUGUGAAGACAUUGGCGUUGAACCGGAAAAUAUUAUUAUGUUAGUUUUAGCAUGGAAAUUGGAGGCUGAAAGCAUGGGAUUUUUUACCAAGGAAGAAUGGUUAAAGGGAAUGACCUCAUUACAGUGUGACUGCACAGAAAAGUUGCAGAGCAGGUUUGAUUUUCUGCGCUCACAGCUGAAUGACAUCUCAUCUUUUAAGAAUAUCUACAGAUAUGCCUUUGAUUUUGCAAGGGAUAAAGAUCAGAGAAGCCUUGAUAUUGAUACUGCUAAGUCUAUGUUAGCUCUGCUGCUUGGGAGAACGUGGCCGCUCUUUUCAGUAUUUUACCAGUACCUGGAGCAAUCAAAGUAUCGUGUUAUGAACAAAGAUCAGUGGUACAAUGUAUUAGAAUUCAGCAGAACAGUUCAUGCCGAUCUUAGUAACUACGAUGAAGACGGUGCUUGUUUCAGAGGUUGGAACCAAGUAGUGGCUUGUGUUGAACUUGCUCUCCAGUUUGGCAGUCCACACAGUGUUACAACAUUGCCAUUUACUGCUUUGCCUGCCCGGCUGUUUUUGUAUGGUCUGCUAAAAGCAAGAGAGAAAAGAACACAGAGGGCCUGUUCUUCUUGAUGAAUUUGUUGAGUGGCAAAAAAUCCGACAAACAUCAUAGCAAGAACUGUCGUGAAGACAAUGCAAACCUUGUGAAGAAACUGCAGAGAG
Messenger RNA from Apodemus sylvaticus (European woodmouse), 1200 nucleotides. RefSeq names its product defective in cullin neddylation 1 domain containing 5 (gene Dcun1d5). Bases 286 to 1110 code for a protein of 274 amino acids. The record is from RefSeq and is a predicted model, not a curated record. NCBI's taxonomy places the organism in Eukaryota, Metazoa, Chordata, Mammalia, Rodentia, Muridae. The transcript is spliced from 9 exons. Gene Ontology annotation, molecular function: cullin family protein binding; ubiquitin conjugating enzyme binding; ubiquitin-like protein binding. Gene Ontology annotation, cellular component: ubiquitin ligase complex. Gene Ontology annotation, biological process: positive regulation of ubiquitin-protein transferase activity; protein neddylation.